Molecule: messenger RNA, 426 nt
Organism: Penicillium samsonianum
Lineage: Eukaryota; Fungi; Ascomycota; Eurotiomycetes; Eurotiales; Aspergillaceae
Exons: 2
Coding region: 1-426 (141 amino acids)
Source: RefSeq, a predicted model, not a curated record
AUGGCCCAAUCCGCUUUUCCUCAUCCCUCGGGUCUGUGUUUAAGCUUCAGUCACCUUUGCUUUGAGGACCAUGACCAGCCUUUUCCACCUCACCCUCCGGGUCUGUGUUCCAGCUUUGACCAGCUUCGCCUUGAGGAUCAUGACCCAUCAACGCAAACACAGUCAGAUGUUGACUCAACCACCACCUGCCAGUCUUUCUCGCCUCAACCCUCACCUCCGCGUUCGAGUUUGAAUGUACUCGAUCUUAGCCCUUCUGACCGGGGCCCCAUUGCUCCUUUUCGCCGCUUUCGCGGUCCCCUGAACAUCUACCCCGAAGAUAACGACCCAGCCAAGUGGACAGUUCUCGAGGUCAUUAAGUUUUUUUUUGCCGAGAUGAACCGGGUCCACUGGCCUAUAACAUCGCCUGUCCCGAUCUUGUGGUGCUAG